Messenger RNA from Ceraceosorus guamensis, 1013 nucleotides. RefSeq lists its product as hypothetical. The transcript is spliced from 3 exons. Gene Ontology annotation, molecular function: structural constituent of cell wall. The record is from RefSeq and is a predicted model, not a curated record. Bases 156 to 911 code for a protein of 251 amino acids. Lineage: Eukaryota; Fungi; Basidiomycota; Exobasidiomycetes; Ceraceosorales; Ceraceosoraceae. Gene Ontology annotation, cellular component: fungal-type cell wall.
AUACUCUUGCGCCUCUAUGUGCUUGCUCGUAUAAAAGUGUUGAAGCAGUGCUUUCUCGCAUCUAUCUUCCUACUCGCACGCAAGUAAGUAUCCCUCCGCGCCUCCAUUUUCCGCCCCCCAUCUCCUCAUACACUCUCUGACAACCACGCAUCAACAUGCAACUACUCCGACUCUCUCCUCUCAUCGUAGCUGCGGCUCUCGCCGUGGCUACGUCUCCUGCCGAGGCUCAAGGCAACCCCAUCACGAGCAUCACCAACGUAGCGUCCAUCCCUCAAGCCGCUCUCAACUACAUUGCGGACCAGACGGGCAUCAACCUUUUGGCACAAAAGGUGCACUCUGAUGCGGAGGCCGUCGAUGGAGCGGUACGAGGCGCGAUGCCCAAAGAAGUAAAGUCGGGCGCCAAGCGUCUACAAAAGCUUCCUGGCCGCCUUCAAAAGAAGGGAGGCGACGCCAAGUCGCAAGUGGAAAGCUUUGGCAAGGAGGCCAACUCUCGCAUCACCAAUCUGGUCAAGGAUGCUCAAAAAGACUUGACGGGCAAGCAGAAAGCCGUAGCUGCGGAGCCCAACCCUGAACCUAGACCCGCUACCAAUGUGGCUGCUGCUCAGCCCAACGGUAACGGUGGAAAUUCCGGAAGUGGAGACAUCAUCCAGGCCUCUGGACCGUGCAGCCAGGGCAAGGCUCAGUGCUGCGACCAAACGCUGAGCGGAGACAAGGCCGACACGCUCAUCUCCGCCUUGGGCGUACAGCAGGUGCUGGGCGACGUGGGUAUCAACUGCGUAAACCUGCCCAUCAACGUCAUUGGCGGUGCCGCUUCCCUGACCAACACGUGCAAGAACACGCCAGUAUGCUGCCAAAAUGUCACCCAGAAUGGCCUGAUCAACCUCGGCUGCUCUGCCCUUCCCAUCAACUAGUACCCGCCUCUCACUCUCGGCGAUCGAGUCACAAGCUCACUGUGCCUCCCGAGGGACGCUUCGCCACAUCUUUACUCCCCACCACCCCUCCUCCCACACUGC